UAUCGAUGGAUGAAUAAAUAAAAAACUCUGCAGCUUUUUAUCCCUUAAUGAAAUAAACCUGCAGGUGAGUUAAGAUGAUUCACGAGCUGCUGCUCGCGCUGAGCGGAUAUCCGGGGACGAUUUUCACCUGGAAUAAAAGGACUGGUUUACAGGUUUCCCAGGAUCUGCCCUUCCUUCACCCCAGUGAGACCAGCGUCCUCAACCGACUCUGUAAACUGGGCUCGGACUACAUACGCUUCACAGAGUUCAUAGAGCAACACACCGGCCAUGUGCAUCAACAAGAGCAUCACACGAACCAGCCCGUCCCGACUGGCCUUCAUGGGAUUUACUUGCGGGCGUUCUGCACCGGACUCGACUCGAUCCUGCAGCCGUACAGACAAGCUCUGCUGGACCUGGAACACGAGUUCCUCGGAGAUCCACAUCUGACGAUAUCACACGUGAACUAUAAACUCGAUCAGUUCCAGUUGCUGUUUCCCUCUGUGAUGGUCGUGGUAGAGACUAUAAAGUCACAGAAGAUCCACGGUUGUCAGAUCCUGGAGACGGUUUAUAAGCACAGCUGUGGCGGACUUCCUCCUGUACGCAUGGCUUUAGAGAAGAUCCUGGCCGUGUGCCACGGUGUGAUGUACAAGCAGCUGGCGGCUUGGAUGCUUCACGGACUGCUGCUGGACCAGAGCGAGGAGUUUUUCAUCAAGCAGGGUCCGAGCGCGGGAGGAGCCGCCGCCAACCAGGAGGAAGACGAGGAAGACCUGGGGCUCGGAGGCUUGAGCGGGAAACAGCUCAGAGAACUGCAGGACCUGCGUCUGAUCGAGGAGGAGAACAUGCUGGCUCCGUCUCUGCAGCAGUUCUCCCUGCGGACGGAGAUGCUUCCUUCUUACAUUCCCGUCAGAGUGGCCGAGAAGAUCCUGUUUGUGGGAGAAUCCGUCCAGAUGUUUGAAAACCACAACCACAGCCCGUCCAGAGCUCGCUCCAUACUGAAGCACCAGGAGGACUCGUUUGCCUCGGAGCUGCACAGACUCAAGCAGCAGCCUCUCUUCAGUCUGGUGGAUUUUGAGAACAUGAUCGAUCGUAUCAGGAGCACGGUGGCGGAGCAUCUGUGGACGUUGAUGGUGGAGGAGUCAGAUCUGCUGGAGCAGCUCAAGAUCAUUAAGGACUUCUACCUGCUGGGUCGUGGAGAGCUCUACCAGGUUUUUAUUGACCUCGCUCAGCACAUGUUGAAAGCUCCGCCGACAGCCGUCACUGAACACGAUGUGAAUGUGGCGUUCCAGCAGGCGGCUCAUAAAGUGUUACUGGACGAUGAUAACCUGCUUCCUCUGCUGCACCUCACCGUCGACUACCAGGGCAAAGACAGCAAAGAGACGACGGGCGCUAGAGACGGAGCCACUCCUCCACAAGACACUUCCCCUCGUGAGAUCCCUCCUACCGGCUGGGCGGCUCUCGGACUCACCUACAAAGUUCAAUGGCCGCUGCACAUCCUCUUCACCCCCGCUGUCCUGGAGAAGUACAACGUUGUGUUCAGGUACCUGCUGAGCGUUCGGAGAGUGCAGUCACAGCUGCAGCACUGCUGGGCUUUACAGAUGCAGAGGAAACACCUGAAGUCCAGCCAGACCGACGCAGUGAAGUGGAGACUACGCAACCACAUGGCUUUCCUCAUCGACAACCUGCAGUAUUACUUACAGGUCGACGUUCUGGAGUCUCAGUUCUCUCAGCUGCUCCAACUCAUCAACUCCACCAGAGACUUCGAGAGCAUCCGACUGGCUCACGAUCACUUCCUCAGCAACCUGCUCGCUCAGUCCUUCAUCCUCCUGAAGCCGGUCUUCCACUGUCUGAACGAGAUCCUGGAGCUGUGUCUGAACUUCUGCUCGCUGGUCAGUCAGAGCGUAGCGACGCUGGACGACCGAGGAACCGCUCAGCUGGACCUCCUGGUUAAGGGCUUCAGGCGUCAGUCCUCGUUACUGUUUAAAAUCCUGUCGAGCGUCAGAAACCAUCAGAUCAACUCGGAUCUGGCUCAGCUGUUACUGAGACUGGACUACAACAAGUAUUACACUCAGGCAGGAGGAACGCUGGGCAGCGUUUGAGUCGAACAGGAAGGAUCCAGGUGUGAAGAUGAAUCCGUCUACGCUGAACCCCCGACUCUCCCGUCUGGUCUCAUCCUUCACCUUUUUUUUUUGGUAUUAAAACACCG
This is a messenger RNA of Scomber japonicus (chub mackerel), 2182 nucleotides long. RefSeq names its product tubulin, gamma complex associated protein 4 (gene tubgcp4). Gene Ontology annotation, cellular component: spindle pole; centrosome; gamma-tubulin complex. The record is from RefSeq and is a predicted model, not a curated record. Lineage: Eukaryota; Metazoa; Chordata; Actinopteri; Scombriformes; Scombridae. Bases 75 to 2075 code for a protein of 666 amino acids. Gene Ontology annotation, molecular function: microtubule minus-end binding; gamma-tubulin binding. Gene Ontology annotation, biological process: meiotic cell cycle; microtubule nucleation; cytoplasmic microtubule organization. The transcript is spliced from 18 exons.